Fopius arisanus is the source of this 876-nucleotide messenger RNA. RefSeq names its product mitochondrial ribosomal protein L49 (gene mRpL49). Bases 95 to 763 code for a protein of 222 amino acids. Gene Ontology annotation, molecular function: structural constituent of ribosome. The record is from RefSeq and is a predicted model, not a curated record. Gene Ontology annotation, cellular component: mitochondrial large ribosomal subunit; ribosome. Gene Ontology annotation, biological process: translation. Lineage: Eukaryota; Metazoa; Arthropoda; Insecta; Hymenoptera; Braconidae. The transcript has 4 exons.
CUGACUGAGUUAUUCACUUGCACUAUUUUUUUCCACCAUACAAAUUUACCAUUCUUCCUAUUACCACUGGCUAUGGUUCAACACUGUGAUUCGAAUGUUGAGAUGUAAUGAUGAACACGAGAACGAAAAGGAAGACGCGCCCGUGAGCACACAUCAAUGGCUGACCACACCGACCCUUAUAUUUAACAGAGUCAAAAUGGCGGCCCUACGAAUUUUUGCACGUCCCGUGCUUUCCACGUGCCAGCAAUAUUCAAAGGGAAUUGACAGACUCUCUCUACAGGAAAAUCAGCUCCAACCCAGAAACGAGAAACGAUGGGCCAGUUUCAAAACCUCCCCUGUAUAUAAUGAAGAGAAAAAAUACACCGAUUUUGAAGUUUCUAAAGAUCCAAAAGAAUGGAUGUUUGUAGAAAGAUGUGUUAAAUUGAAACAUAUACCCAAUCCUCCGAAAAAUAUUGAAAACCUUCCCUCUGGAUGGAAGGCACAACGAGAUGAAGCGAAAUCUUUUCCCUACUACAUUGAACGUUCCAAAAAUCAUCAACAACCAGUUUACCUCAAGAUAGAUCAACGAGGAUUGCGAAGAGUCACGUAUGUUAGAAAAAUCCAAGGAGACAUAAUUGUCUUGCACGCGGAACUCAAGCAAUACCUACGCAAAUCAACUGGUCGCCCUAUUGGUUCCCAAAUCCUGGAGCCUAAUGGUGUCUUAAGAUUCCGCGGUGAUCAGGUGUCUCUCAUCAAAGAGUGGCUUUCUGAGAGAGGAUUUUAAAUAACAUGGUGGUGAUAUCUGAAAUUACAAUCUAAUCCUUCAGAGAAAGAUGUAAGGAAAUCUUUCAAUGUAGAGAAGCCAAUUCUGUAAAAUAAAAGUAUCUUAUUCUUUCA